AAUCUUUGCAAAUUGAAAACGGUCUCAUCGACUCAUCCCACCGCUUGCUGUGCUGAGUGAUGACGAGAGCUCUCAGGUAUAGUGGAGUCAUCGUGACUGACGACUCUGAGUCAGAAUGUCACAGCCAGUCUGGCGGUUUAUAAAGAGCACCCCAUUACUUAGGGGAUGUCUUUGUCGUGCUCGUCUUGCCACCUGCACCACAACCCAAUUUAUCAGACCUAACUCGUUUUUUUCUGCCGUUACUGCAAGGAUGUCCACAACUACCGUUAUGACUGCCCCCCUUGCUGCUGCUUCCUCCCAGGACGUCACUCUCCCCGCUAUCCCUGAGCUCACCAAUCCCGACUUCCUUGACGUUCUCCUUCCUGUUUCUGAGGAUGCUAGCCUUAUCAAAAUGAUCCCCGAAAAUUCUCCACCACAACUCAAUGCUAUGAUGGAUGCGCUCCGUUCGACUGCUCACCACAAGCUUACUGAGAAUUAUUCGCCUGCCUUUAGUUCCACUCUUUCGGCCACACUCGAUGCAUUCAAUGGCAUACGUCCUGGUAUAUCUGGGUCUGUCGUUGAUGACUAUCUUUCCAAGGCCUGGGCUGAAGACCCAGCUCUCACCCUCCGAAUUAUCUGGUCUCUCAGGAGCAUCCAUGAUGGGAAAGGCGACAAGGAGCUCUUUUACAUGGCGUUUGGCUGGCUCUUCCAAUAUCAUCCUCGCACGGCUCUUUCCAACCUCCAUCUUCUUGUAGAGCCUGUCUGUACUCGCCUCCGUCCUGUCAAAGGCAAAAGUACCAAGAAGCGCGUGAACAUGUCUCACGGGUACUGGAAGGACCUGCUCAACAUUCUCGCAUUGGCUACUGUCGACGAGCUUCAUCCUGCCCCUGAUCAAUUCAGCUUCCUUCAUAAUUAUACACCUCGCAACUCUCGCCCUAAAUUCAAGUCUAAUGCCGAGCAGGAAGCAUGGUCGAGGGAAAGGCGCGUUCAGACCUAUGGUUUGAACCACGCACGAAUUGUGGAGAAGCUACGGCAGCCAAAGUAUCGUGCUCUGUAUAUCGCGGUCUCCAGGCUAUUUGCAGAUCGGCUUGUCAAAGAUGUCUCGAUUCUUCAUGAGCUAGCCUCCCUUCCAGCGGAUGCGGAACAGAAGGACCGCGUAUCUCUCAUAUUUUCGCUCUCCCUAGCGACAAAAUGGGCACCCUCUCCUGGGGGGUCGCAUGAUAGGGUCACAAACAUCACCUCCGCUAUCUGCAUCCUCCUGCACCAUGCUCAAAUAACAUCUUGCCUUGCGCACAAAAUCCCUGUCACACUUUCCCCCAGUGCCCUGGAGUUGCAUGUGUUGCGUUCCUUCCUCCGCCGCCACAUCCUUUCACCUUCUCGUCGUCUCAAGUCCCUCCCCGAGCCCCUCAUGUCCGCUAAUCGCUGGUCCGAAAUCGUCUACUCCCGUGUUUCAUCCGUCUGCAUGGACAACAAUAAGGAACAUUUCUUCAAUAACGAUCCUGACCGAUUUGUUUCUUAUCUGACAGAUGUGGAAUCAGGAACGAAGCAGAUUAGUGGUGCAACGCUCCUCCCGCACGAGCUUGUCAUGCAGGCGGCGGCAUUCGUGCGGCAUUCGCCAGUGGAAAGGAGGCAAUCCCUGGAAGGUGCCAUCGAGGAGCACAAGCGUAAGCUUGUGGAGACACAAGCGCGUGUGGUGGAGGCACAGUGGGCAACGCUUCUCGAGCGUCUGCGCGAGGCUGGGGAACUAGACAGCUGCAUUGCCGUCUGUGACGUCUCGGGGUCCAUGGGCAGUGUCUACUCUUCCCAUGGCGGUUCACGCCGGUACUCUGUAUAUCCCAUCUGGCCUGCUAUUUCCCUUAGUCUUAUCUUGGCGCGUCUUGCGAAGCCGCCUUUCAAGGACGCGUUCAUCACUUUUUCUGCGAAUCCACAGAUGAUCGUACUUGAUCCUGAGGGCACUGUUUCGCUCGGCGAGACGGUGAUGAAGAUGUCGACAUCUCAAUGGACCAUGAACACCAACUUCAACGCCGUCUUCCUCGACCUCCUUCUCCCGCUCGCCAAGAAGCACUCCGUGCCUCAGGACCAGAUGAUCAAACGGAUCUUCGUGUUCACGGAUAUGCAGUUCGAUGCGUCUCAGCAAACGGACAAGUUUCUGGAGACUGCACCGAAUGCGGCGGAGUGGGAGACGAACCAUGAUGUCAUCGAGAAGGCGUACAAGGAGGCAGGGUACGAGAUGCCGGAGAUCGUGUAUUGGAACCUGUCCACCGCGGAAAGAUACCCAGGUAUCACUGCUCCUGUGACCGCCGAUCGGAAGGGCGUUGCGCUGCUGGACGGGUACUCGCCGUCACUGUUGAAGGUGUUCAUGCCAGGUGGAGAGGAAGAAGAGGAGUGGGAGAAUGUGGUUCAGGACGGGGAGGAAGCGACGGUCAAGAAAACGUUCACUCCUGUGGAGUUUAUGACGAUGGCGUUGGGGAGGAAGAGUUUCGAUGGGCUGAUUGUCAUUGAUUGAUGAUUUGGUUUUAGUCACUGUAUCACUAGCAUUUCUCACCACUCGUUUAAAUUAUUUGUAUCAUAUUCAAUGCACGCACUUCUCAUCCAAAUGAAAUUCCAAGUUCUGAGCUUGUAA
Suillus fuscotomentosus is the source of this 2602-nucleotide messenger RNA. RefSeq lists its product as uncharacterized. The transcript has a single exon. The record is from RefSeq and is a predicted model, not a curated record. The coding region runs from base 116 to 2485 and encodes 789 amino acids. Lineage: Eukaryota; Fungi; Basidiomycota; Agaricomycetes; Boletales; Suillaceae.